Exophiala xenobiotica is the source of this 2683-nucleotide messenger RNA. Its product is annotated as DNA repair protein (mre11). Gene Ontology annotation, cellular component: nucleus; Mre11 complex. Bases 257 to 2497 code for a protein of 746 amino acids. Gene Ontology annotation, biological process: double-strand break repair via homologous recombination; mitotic G2 DNA damage checkpoint signaling; telomere maintenance. The record is from RefSeq and is a predicted model, not a curated record. The transcript has a single exon. Gene Ontology annotation, molecular function: 3'-5'-DNA exonuclease activity; manganese ion binding; DNA endonuclease activity. Lineage: Eukaryota; Fungi; Ascomycota; Eurotiomycetes; Chaetothyriales; Herpotrichiellaceae.
UUCCUACGUAUUAAAGAGAAAAUCGAACAGCACUUGUACAGCUGGUUAAUCGUCUUUCUGGCACUCUGUGUGCGUCCGCUCUUUUCUUCUCCAAUGGAACCAUCAUAAUAUUGGAUUGCCACCGGCUUCCAGCAGGCAGCAAACACACUAACCCCGAAUGUGAAUCGAUCACUACUUCAAUCUGCCACGCUUUCAACUCUGCCUCUGUGCCCAUGUCAUUCUGAGUUUCCUUCUCUCCUCAGGACCUCCAAAGACCAUGGCCGACACCAUUAGGAUCCUGGUUGCGACCGACAACCAUGUGGGCGCUCAUGAGCGUGACCCAAUUCGGGGUGACGACUCGUGGAAAACGUUCCACGAGAUCAUGUGCCUGGCGAAAGAACGCGACGUCGACAUGGUCCUGCUGGCAGGAGACUUGUUCCACGAAAACAAGCCUUCACGAAAAUCAAUGUACAACGUUAUGCGGUCCUUACGAUUGAACUGCCUCGGUGACAAACCUUGCGAGCUAGAGAUGCUCAGUGAUGAAUCCGAACACUUCGACGCCACCUUUGACCACGUCAACUAUGAGGAUCAAAAUAUCAAUGUCGCAAUACCAGUCUUCUCCAUCCACGGCAACCACGACGACCCUACAGGUGAUGGCCAUUACGCCGCGCUGGAUCUGCUGGCUGUCUCCGGUCUCAUCAACUACUAUGGCAAGACGCCUCAAAGUGACAACAUCGAGGUCAAGCCGGUCCUCAUACAGAAAGGCCGCACGAAACUGGCUCUCUACGGCUUAUCCAAUGUCCGAGAUGAGCGUCUCUACCGCACGUUCCGCGACCACAAGGUCAAAUUCCACCGCCCCAGUACACAAAUGGGUGACUGGUACAACCUGAUCUGCGUUCACCAAAACCAUCACGCUCACUCAGAAACAUCAUAUCUCCCGGAAAACUUCCUGCCAAAUUUCCUCGACCUCGUCAUUUGGGGCCACGAACACGAGUGCGAGAUCGAACCUCGCUUGAACCCAGAGAUGAACUUCCGAGUAAUGCAGCCAGGCUCAUCCGUCGCCACAUCCCUCAUCCCCGGCGAAGCUGUGCCCAAGCACGUUGCCAUCCUGUCAAUCACCGGCCGUGAAAUGAAGUGCGAGCCAAUCCGCCUGACCACUGUCCGACCUUUCGUGUACAUGGACAUGGCCCUCAGCACCGACAAAGAUGCCGUGAAGAUCGCGAAGAGCAAAGACGACCAUCGCACCCAGCUUACGCAGCACUUGAUCAAAAUCGUCGACGACCUGAUUGACCAGGCAAGACAAGAGUGGCAGGAAGCACAAGAUGAGAGACAAGCCGACAUCGACGAACCUGAAGAAUGUCCCCUCCCACUGAUCCGUCUCCGAGUCGAAACCAGCUCAGCUGACGGCGUUGGGAAAUUCGACACCGAAAACCCACAGCGCUUUUCGAACCGUUUCAUCGACAAGGUCGCCAAUACCCAUGAUGUGGUCCAGUUCCAUGUCAAGAAGAAAAACGCAGCGGCGCGCGCCGCACGAAACGAAGCUGCGGAUCGCGAGAUUAUGGAGAAAUUCCAGGGCGUCGAGAGCGUCAAGGUGGAAAAACUCGUGCAGGAGUUUCUGCAGGCGCAGUCUCUCACCAUUUUGCCCCAGAACUACUUCGGCGAUGCAGUGAGCCAAUAUGUCAACAAGGACGACAAGCAUGCCAUGGAGUUGUUCGUCAACGAGUCGCUUGCAGACCAGAUCAAAGCACUCGUCAGACUACAGGCCGACACGAACGAGGACGAAGAGGAUGAGGAUCUUGCCACUCAGAUCGAAGAACAACGCGCGAGGAUGGAGGAGAUGUUCGCCAAAGGCCUGCUGAAAGCUUCCGCGAAUAAAGCCCGUUUCAAGCCCAAGCCCGAAGGCUGGGACACUGAUCUGGAAGGAGAAUGGGAGGAACAGCCUGCCGCCCUGAUUCGGAGUUCGGAAGAUCUGGAGGACCAUGAUGGUGGUGAAGAGGAGGAAGAACAAGAUAGCACACCUGCUCCGCGGACAACAGCACGAGGUCGAGGGCGUGGCCGUGGACGCGGUAGAGGUGCAACGUCAACGUCUACGAGAAAGACGACCACCACGACCACGAAGAAGCCCCCCGCCACCACCACCACGACACGAGGAAAGAAAAGAGCUGUGCCUGACGACGACGACGAAGAUGACGAGGAAGAUGAUGAUGUUGUCAUGUUCGAUGACGAAGACGAGGAGGACAACUCGCAGGCUAUGUUCUUUCCCGACAAACGAAAGAAUGCUACUGCAAGCUCGAGUACGAGAGGGAGGAAAGCUGCGUCGCCACCAGUCAGGAAGACGCCUGCUCGUGGUGCUACCUCGCGGACGGCAAAACAAUCGACUCUGAAUUUUACCACGUCGCAGAACAGUAUCCUCGCGAAUGGACGGAGUUCGGGAGCGCGAGGUCAGAGUAUUGAAAUCGAGGACGAUGACGACGACGAUGCUUUCGAGCCGAUCCCGGCGACGAGGAGAAGACGAUGAAAAUGACCCACAUCGUUAUCGUCAGAACUGUCACAGAGGGCCUUGGGAAGGGAAAUAAUGUACGAUACAUACCGAACAUGAGUAACAGACAACUUUAUUGUGACACCAAUACUGUGGUGAUGCUAAGUUGAAGUGACAGGCAGCUAGCUGUACAGUAAUGAACGGAAUAAUCCAUGGAUGUCAAAC